AAACUGUAUCAGGCUAUUUGUGCAGGCAAAUGUGCCUUCUUCACAACACCGUAUGCUGGCGAGUCGCCAAGUUGCCAUUGACAUUGCCAAUGAUUUAGUCGAGGUAUAGGCUCUAUAUCUUCUUCUACCAUUUAUGAUAGGCCUACUCAUAUGAUUAAUCACUGAUUUAUUUGUAAUAAACGUCUAACUGAAAUCAUGGUAGAUCAGCUACUUAGCUAGAUGCUUGAACGGGAGACCAAUAAUCUUGCGUAGCCUAGCAUUAUCCUGUAGGCAGUGGAUGCUUCGUGCUGAACUCCUAGCCAAACGAUGGAUCCUCGUGCAAUGGUUGUCCGAUUGAUUUGUAAAGGCGCCUCUCAAGUUGCGAACAGAAAAGCUUUCGCGGCUGUUCGAGCGUCCAGUUGUAGUAGAACUAGUUACGUUACAUCACUUCGAAGCUACAAUGUUGCAGCUGGUACUUUAGAUCGGUUAAGUAAACGCUGGUUUACCCGAACAUCCUCAUCGUAUAGUACUCUUCAGCCAGAUAAAGGAAAAAUGGCCAACUCAAAUGACUCGUUGGAGAUCACGGAAGUGGUGUGUUUGGAGUCAGACCUGCAGGAUGGACAGAUGAAAGAAGUCGAAGUGGACAAGCAUAAAAUCCUGUUGGUCAAGAGCAAGGGCCAGUUCAGUGCAGUUGGCAGCCGUUGCUCUCACUAUGGAGCUCCACUUAUUAAAGGGACUCUGUUGGGGGACAAAGUGAGAUGUCCUUUUCAUGCAGCUUGUUUCAAUGUGAAGACUGGAGAUAUUGAAGAAUAUCCUGGCCUUGACUGUCUACCCACUUACAAGGUCAAAAUUGAGGAUGGCAAAGUAUAUGUCACCUUAAACACAAAGGAAACCAAGCGUGUGAAAGAGAUGUCCCACAGAGCAUCUGAGGUCUCCCACACAGUGGUGUUGAUUGGAGGAGGUCCUGCCUCUCUGGUUUGUGCUGAGACCCUCAGGCAGAAUAACUACAGUGGAAGAAUUAUCAUGGUCACCAAAGACAACCUGCCGCCCUUUGACAAGCCCAAACUGAGUAAGGCUAUGAAUGUCGAAAGAGAAAAGAUCCUCCUGCGACCAAAAGAGUUCCUCCAGCAGCAUGACAUUGAGAUGUGGAUGGAGAAAGCUGUGCUUUCUGUCAACACUGAGGCAAAGACAGUGAGUAUGGAUGACAACACAGUGCAGCACUACGACCAGCUGCUGAUAGCCACCGGUUGCAAAGCAAGGCGAAUGGCUUGUCCUGGAGCAGACCUGGAGAAUGUGAGACUAUUGGAGAGCUUCAACGAUGCUCAAGACAUACAUAGCUUGUGUGCUGGCAAGAAGGCUGUCGUAGUGGGGACCUCAUUCAUAGGCAUGGAGGUGGCAUCCUACUUGUCAGAUAAAGCUGCCAGCGUGUCGAUUAUUGGAAGGUCUGAAUAUCCGUACCAGUUGUCGCUGGGACCAGAGAUUGGCAGAAUGACCAUGCAGAUGUUGGAGGAGAAGAAUGUGAAGUUCUACAUGAAUGACAAUGUUGCUGAAAUUUUGGGAGAGAAUGGAAAGGUCAAAGAAGUUCUGUUGCAAAGUGGAGGACGCCUAGAGGCAGAUGCUGUGGUCUUUGGAAUAGGUGUCUUGCCCAAUUCAGAUUUUCUAAAAGGAAGCAAGAUCAAAAUGGACCAAAGAAAUAACAUCAUUGUUGAUAAGUGCAUGCGGACCAAUGUCCCAGACGUGUUCUCUGCGGGAGACGUGACGUCGUUCCCGCUAGGCAUUCGUGGAGACGAGCGGGUCAACAUCGCCCACUGGCAGCUGGCACAUGCUCAUGGCAGGAUAGCAGCACUAGCCAUGGUCAACAAACCCACUGAGAUCAACUCGGUGCCUUUUUUCUGGACUGUGCUCUUGGGAAAGAGCAUUCGAUGCUCAGGCCAUGGUCAUGGAUAUACUGACAUUGUGUUCAAAGGCAGCGUGGAAGAAAGGAAAUUUCUAGCAUUCUACAUGAAGGACAAUAUCAUGGUGGCAGCAGCCAGUCUGAACUUUGAUCCCGCAGUCAGUCUCUUGACCGAAAUGAUGGCAACUGGCAAGGUCAUAACCAGAGCUCAGAUUGAAUCUGAUGACCUGAGUUGGUUGCAGCUGCCAUAGCCUCUUCUGUGCCCACUCCUCGCCUGGAAUUGAAGUCGUUUCAGUGUGGACAUCAUCUCUCUUCUUUUAACUCAAGUGUCACAAACAAUAAAUUCUGUAACUUCUGUAUUUCAUACGUUUGGCCAAAUUUUGUAUAACCUUCUUCAGGCUAUUGCAAGUGUAACACACUUGGUUAAUAGGCUUGACAUUCUCAGGUAAUUUUCAGUGUUUCAUAGCAUGUAUUUAAAGUAUUUGCAUGAGAUAUUUAAACACAAAGCCUGCUCAAAUGAAUGAAUUAUGCAUGUACUUACUAUGGUUUACUGUAGCAGAAAUGAAUGGAAACAUAAUUGUAUAAAAUAUAAUAUAAUUGUAUCAAUGCAACAGGAGGUGGCUAAUAGGCCUAAUGGUGCCUUUUGUAUUUAAGAUGCCUAUUUGUGCCUUUACAUAGGCCUACAACAAGUAUAUGGAGUGUAUCUAGACUAACUUGAAAUCAUCUCAGGAAAGAAAACUGGAUUAUAAAGGAGGGGUUUUGUUCAGGUUUUACCAAUGACUGAUUGGCAAGCAUUCAGAUUGCUCCCAAAGGCAUGACAUGCUUGGAGGUUGUAGCUCUGAUGUGGCUUGCAGUUAAAUUCAAUGGUCUAUGCCAAUUUUCUUCAAACAUUCCUUUUUUACCGGUUUAUAAGCUUUCUAUUGCUAUGCUUUCUAGUGGCAGUCACACAAUGACAUUUGCAUUAUCUAAGGAAUGAGUAACUAGACUGUGGCUUAAACCAUGCUUUAAUAACAAUGCAAUUCACAAGUUGCAGCAUAACUAAAUGUGUUAAUUCUGAUUCAUCGUGCAUCCUGACUUUAGAGUUUUUACAGAGACUAAACACCAGCCGUGUACAGUAUGCUGAUUAUAUUGUGGAAUAUGUGGCCAGUGUGCUGUUAACACAAUAAUAGGCUAAUUGCUAUUUCUAACAUUUUGAUCAAGAUAUCACUUUUUUUACCCUUGCUGUUAGACUUCCUACACUUGUUUUAUGUUUUAUGGCUCUUAAUUGUAGCCUACGUUGUUGACGGGCUUAUUCAAUCUUAUUUAAAAUAAAUAAUAUUUAAAUAAGA
This is a messenger RNA of Sardina pilchardus (European sardine), 3201 nucleotides long. It is a transcript of the gene aifm4, whose product is annotated as apoptosis inducing factor mitochondria associated 4. The transcript has 19 exons. The record is from RefSeq and is a predicted model, not a curated record. Gene Ontology annotation, cellular component: cytoplasm. The coding region runs from base 307 to 2124 and encodes 605 amino acids. NCBI's taxonomy places the organism in Eukaryota, Metazoa, Chordata, Actinopteri, Clupeiformes, Clupeidae. Gene Ontology annotation, molecular function: 2 iron, 2 sulfur cluster binding; oxidoreductase activity, acting on NAD(P)H; flavin adenine dinucleotide binding.